AUGGGUAAAAAGAACAGAAGAGAUGACGACUAUCUGAACACACUGCUUGGAUCCGCAGACAAAGGGAACAAGGAAAGGCGCAAGGACCCGGAGGACUCAGAAGAGAUAGGGAAGUCUGUGAGUAAGAUGAGCGUAGGUGAGGCCCAAAAAAGCUCUAAGCAUAAUGAGAGGGAAACAGGAACAAGGUUGAACAAUCGAGAGAAGCCUUCUGAGUUUAAAAGCCCGAUAUGUUGUAUUUUGGGGCAUGUUGAUACAGGCAAAACCAAGCUCCUUGAUAAGCUAAGGGAAUCGAAUGUCCAGGAGGAAGAAGCUGGGGGAAUAACGCAGCAAAUUGGAGCUACAUUUUUUCCGGUGUCGGAACUGUUCAGGAAAUGUGGAAAGCGAGAGUCUAAGCUUCCGGGAAUUCUGGUUAUUGACACGCCUGGGCACGAGUCUUUUGCCAAUCUAAGGACACGUGGCUCUUCGCUUUGUAACCUUGCAAUACUAGUGGUGGACAUAGUCCAUGGGAUCGAGGCUCAAACACUGGAAAGCAUAGAGCUUCUCAGGAAACGUAGAACGCCCUUUGUGGUUGCUCUCAACAAGAUAGAUAGGCUUUACGGAUGGAAAUCCACUCCGUUUGGAGGAAUCAAAGAAAUACUUAAAAAGCAGUCGAAGGCAACCAUCAAUGACUUCAAGAAGAGACUUGAUAACACAGUUGUGGCAUUUGCAGAGAUGGGGCUGAAUGCAAAGCUGUUUUAUGAAAAUACGGACCAGAAAAGAUUUGUCUCGCUGGUUCCCACAUCUGCAAUCUCUGGUGAGGGAAUUCCUGAUUUAAUAUCUCUGAUACUGGAGCUGUCUGAAAAGUAUAUGGGAUCGAAGAUGAAGAUCAAGAACGAGGUUGAGUGCACUAUUCUAGAAGUCAAGAAUGCCGAGGGCUUUGGCGUAACCAUAGAUGCCAUUCUAAGCAAUGGGAUGCUGAAGGAAGGUGACAGAAUUGGCGUUUGCGGAUUCAACGGACCCAUAGUCACAACAAUCAAGGCCUUACUUAUGCCACAGCCCUUGAAGGAGCUGAGAGUAAAGAGCCAGUACAUUAUGGUGAAAGAGGUGAGGGCCAGCCUGGGAAUUAAGAUUGCAGCCGGUGGCCUUGAGAAGGCAAUAGCAGGAAGCCGCGUGCUGAUUGUAGAGGACAACGAAGAGGAGGUAAAGAGGGCGCUUGAGACGGAUCUGGAGUCGGUUUUCUCGUCCAUAGAGCUUAGCCAGGAGGGAGUGCACGUUGUCUCAAGCACACUUGGGUCACUGGAGGCCUUAAUUUCCUUUCUGAAGACUUCAAAAAUUCCAAUUUUGGGAGCAAGCAUCGGAACAGUAAAGAAAAAGGACAUGAUCAUUGUGGCGUCUAUGGCGAAAAAGCACAAGGAGUAUGCAGCAAUUCUCUGCUUUGAUGUGGUGUUGGAGAAAGAGAUAAGGGACAUGGCGUCUUCUAUGAAAGUAAGGGUGUUUGAGGCAAAAACCAUCUACCAUCUCCUCGACUCAUAUCUAAAGUUCGUUGACGAAGAAAAAGAAAAAGACAAGAAGAUGUACAUGGACCAGGCAGUGUUCCCGGUAGAGCUGUCCAUUGUUCCAAAGUGUAUCUUCAAUUCCAGAAGCCCGUUGGUGGUUGGUGUUCACGUGCAGGAGGGUAUCCUAAAGAUAGGAACGCCUUUGUGUGUGUUUAAAGAAGGGGAAACUACUAGACUUGGAGUAGUGACCUCCAUUGAAAACAACAAGGAGGCGGCCAAGGAGGCUGUUAAGGGCCAAAAGGUGGCUAUUAAGAUCGAAGCAAAGCCUAAUCUACCUCCAAGGAUGUUUGGAAGACAUUUUGGGCAAGAUGACAUUCUAUAUUCAUUGGUUACAAGGGAGUCUAUCAGCGUUCUGAAGAAGCAUUUUUCCAGUGAGCUAACCGAGGACCUUAUAAGGUUACUGAAUAAGCUAGAAAAUAAAUUUGGUGUUUUCUAUUUGCUUUAG
Molecule: messenger RNA, 1980 nt
Organism: Encephalitozoon cuniculi GB-M1
Lineage: Eukaryota; Fungi; Microsporidia; Unikaryonidae
Exons: 1
Coding region: 1-1980 (659 amino acids)
Molecular function (GO): GTP binding; translation initiation factor activity; GTPase activity
Source: RefSeq, marked provisional